UUAGCACCAACCGACAGGCUUGGACCCCCGUCAUUCCUGGACACGCCAAGGGCUCCUCCUCAGAGAACUACCUCUCCUGUCCUGUGCUGUGCUGUACCCAAUAUUGUGAGACUGGAGGAAUAGUUUGAUACAUGGAGAAGAGUAGAGGCUGUUUGGAUGGAAGGUGUCAUGGGGAGACAGAAGGAUGGAUGGAUAUGCAGCUUGAGAGAUCAAUGCUACUGAACUGAGCUAGUGUGGGGACCAUGGUUAUGUUGAAGAUCUCUGCUUUCCUUGUUGCCUAUGCCCUGGUCAUUUGCCAGAUGUACAGCUCACAAGCAGCCCCCGCCAGAACGGGCAUAGAGUCCAUGACAGACCAAGUCGCGCUCACGGACUACGAGGCACGGAGGUUACUCAACGCCAUAGUCAAGGAGUUUGUGCAGAUGACAACUGAAGAGCUGGAGCAGCAAGUGAAUGAAGGCAAUAGCAUUGAAAGACCCCUAACCAAGCGCUGCUCCAACCUCAGCACCUGCAUGCUGGGCAAACUGUCCCAGGACCUGCACAAAUUACAAACGUUCCCCCGCACAGACGUGGGCGCGGGCACGCCUGGCAAGAAACGCAGCGCGCCCGAGAGCGAACGCUAUGCAAGCUCCGGGGAGACACAUGACAGCAUCUAACCCUUCGCCCUCCUCCUGUUCCCACUCUUUUUCACUUUUCAUUUUAACGUCCUCCUGGUUCUAAAUCUCCGUGCAUGUCAAUUUUGCCUGCUUGAUUGACAUUAGAGCGGAUCUCCCAUCGCAACGCCCCCGUGAUUUUCUUCCUUCUUCUUUUGAUAAUUCCUUUCCCCUUUCGGCAGAGAAUGACGUUGUAUCUGUUUAGACAAUCGAAAUGAGAACUUAUCUAAAUUAUUUUUAUACCAGGAAGACUUUUACUUUUUAUUCUUAAGAAAUGUAAUGUUAGUACUUAUUUAUUGUAUGGAACUUUGACUUUUCCAACAACUGCAUUCAAUAUUUUUUGAAUUGCAAUAUAGAAUAAAUCAUAGUUAUAAUAGCAGUUCCAAUAUCCUUGAACUGUCUCUAAAACCCUCACCAAGUCUCAAGGUAAGAAUUAUGACCAACUGAACCAUUCUAAUGAUCGAACAUUUCCAGAGACUAUAUUAAUCCUCUGUCUACUUUUAUGUGUGUGUGUGUGUGUGUGUAAUAGUGCACUUGUGUAGGUCAUCUGUGUGUGUGCUUGAAUAUGUGUAUGUUUGUGAGUGUCUGGCAUGAGUGUGAACACAAAUGUGUAUUGUAUGUGUACGAUGUGCGGAGCAGGGCUCACCAUUAACCCCCGUCUC
Messenger RNA from Salmo salar (Atlantic salmon), 1312 nucleotides. NCBI's taxonomy places the organism in Eukaryota, Metazoa, Chordata, Actinopteri, Salmoniformes, Salmonidae. The record is from RefSeq and is a predicted model, not a curated record.